Caenorhabditis briggsae is the source of this 1044-nucleotide messenger RNA. RefSeq names its product Protein CBR-SRH-130 (gene Cbr-srh-130). The transcript has 4 exons. The coding region runs from base 1 to 1044 and encodes 347 amino acids. NCBI's taxonomy places the organism in Eukaryota, Metazoa, Nematoda, Chromadorea, Rhabditida, Rhabditidae. The record is from RefSeq and is a predicted model, not a curated record.
AUGUGCAACUGGAGGAAUUCCACUUUUGAGCAAGAAACAUUUGCACCGUCUAUCCUUCACAAGUUGGCGAUUAUUGAAGUACCAAUUCAUUCGUUGGCUGGAUAUGUAGUACUUUUCAAAACACCGACUAGAAUGGAAUCGGUGAAAUGGAUGAUGUUCACGAUGCAUAUAUGCGGAGCAUACCUAGACUUAUUUCUAAGUGCUCUAUCAACUCAAUUCUUUUUGUUACCUGCUGCUGCUGGACAUUCUCAGGGACUGUACACUUACAUAGGUGUCCCGGUAAAAUGGCAAGCAUACAUGUUCAUUUCUGCGAUUUGUUUGGCAGGAGUGUCAAUUUUGGGAUUUUUUGAAAGUCGAUAUAAUGCUCUGGUAAAGGGCAGAGGUACAAGUAUUCUGAAAGUCAAGAAGCGACUUUUCUAUAUGAUUGGGCAUUAUAUUUACGCAUUUGUCUUCAUUUUGCCUAUAACUUUUACACCUCCAGAGCAAAUAACUGGAAAAUUUUAUGUCAGAGCUAUGCUUCCUUGCGUUCCCCAGGAAAUAUUUGACCAUCCUGACUUCUUCGUCUAUGCUCUGGAUAUCACUCUACUUACCUGGAUAAUUGGUACAGCUGCUUUUAUAAUCACGGGAGAGUGUAUUUACUUUUUCACCCGAAUAGUUCUUUAUCUAUCCAGUACAAAAGCGAAAUCUCAGAAAACUUAUAAACUUCAACUUCACUUUUUUAUUGCUCUUACUAUCCAGAUUUCAAUUCCUCUAGCUGUUGUAAUUUGUCCAAUUGGGUAUAUCGUUUUUGCUUUUGUAGCAUCAUAUUUUGAUCAAGCACUCAACAAUAUUUCUCUAAACAUGAUGGCAAUGCACGGAUUAAUAUCAAGUGCAGUUAUGCUCACAGUUCACAAACCAUAUCGAGAAGCUGUUCUGGGAAUGUUCUGCUACAAAUAUCUGUAUGAGAAGUUACACAGUAAUUCAAUUAACCCAGAUGGAACUGUUGUAGUGCUGAGUAGUAGUCAUACCGUAAAACCUGUAAUAGAAGGGCGCCCUAACUUUUAA